This is a messenger RNA of Dendronephthya gigantea, 1658 nucleotides long. RefSeq lists its product as uncharacterized. Lineage: Eukaryota; Metazoa; Cnidaria; Anthozoa; Malacalcyonacea; Nephtheidae. Gene Ontology annotation, molecular function: sequence-specific DNA binding; DNA-binding transcription factor activity. The transcript has 3 exons. The record is from RefSeq and is a predicted model, not a curated record. Bases 1 to 1257 code for a protein of 418 amino acids. Gene Ontology annotation, biological process: regulation of DNA-templated transcription.
AUGACAGAAAGGAAUCUAACAAUGAAAAGAAAACGUGAAGCGAUCGAAAAGAAACUAACGAAGAAACCCUUGGAAAACAUCAAUUCAUUCCUAUACAAACUUUGGUCUCUGGUAAAUGAUGACACAAUUCCGUCUAUACACUGGAGCCAUGAUGGCGAGAAAGUUGUCAUCGAGAAUCCUACAAAGUUCACCGCCAAAGUUCUCGCUUCUAGUGAUAAGCAACUUUUCAAAACAAACAACAUCUCAAGUUUUAUUCGACAGCUCAACCUGUAUGGCUUUCGUCGUGUAAAGGAAAAUUGUGGAAAGGUCCCAUUGAUAUUUCAACAUGGAUCAUUCAAACGCGGACGACCAGACCUUUUAGUGGAUGUAAAAAGAAAGAGGUCAACACCAAUGAAACAGCCCGUUCCUCUCGCUGGUCGUCCACUUUCCACUGCAAAAGGAAGAAAACCGAAUAUUCAACAAUCCCAAGUUCAUGCCAUGCCAGGGUUCCCCUCAUAUCCAACAAUACCAACUUCUCAAGCUUACUCGUACCUCAAUAAUACCACUGCCGUACUAGGUAAGAAUGCCCCCAUGCCUUUUGGCACACCAUUCGCAGUCAACCACGGACCAACAUUUAUCAACCUGGGCUCCCAAUCCACGAUACUAAGUAAGCCACGGAUACAAGAAAGCGGAGUUUCCAAAGAUGAAGAGACCAAGGCAUCCAGUGCCCAGAAAUCUGACGGAAAUGACCUGCAUAACUUAAAAGUCGCAAAUGAACCGUUGUUGAACCCGUGGCAACAGACAGCGUGCUACAAUACCAUGUUACAAGAUCAUAAAACAUUUACCGCCACCAACAGUUUGACACAUAAAGCAUUGAUGCAAAUGCAAGGAAACUCUCAUAAAUAUCCUGCACCUACCUACUUCAACAGCACUAUGCUAUCUGUUCCACAACUAGGUUACCGUAACUAUGGUGACCCGGGAGAGAGUGUAUCUUAUCAAAAUCUACAAAACCAUGCCUUGCCUAUCAAUCCUUACCAUCCCUUCUCACCAUUCCAUGCUCCACCAUUUCUAAAACCUAUCAGUCUUCCUAGCUCCCCUCAGGUAUCUCAAUAUUCUCCUAAAAUGCUGGUGAAGACCGCUAGUCCUAUGGCCUCCCCGACGUCGUUAGAAUCGUUCAGUAUAUUUUCUUCACGGAUGCCAAAAACCGAUAUGAACGAAAACAUCAAUGGAUUAACUGCUGACGAAGAGAAGAAAUGUGAUUUUGAUGAGAAAGAAUGACUCGUAGUUACUGUAGCGUUGUUGACCACAAAAACUUGAAACAAUUUGUGCUUAUCUGCUGAACGAUAAAAAAUCUAAACUUUAAAGUUGUUGAAACCCUCAGUUUUAAUUGGGCAAGUUUAAUUUAUCGUUAUUGUUUAGAGUUUCAGUAUUCAAAUUAGUAUUUAAUGACAGUAUUAUAUAGUGUGAAUGGUAAUAAAAACUGUAACGAGUACUGAAUAUGGUACUAAAUGCAUGUUCAACUUGUAUAAAACGGAUUUAUUGAGCACCAUUGGCAACAAAAACUGAGCAGUUUGCCACAAAUUUGCGGGUAAUCCUUUGAAGGAUUCAGCACAUUAUGUUAAUGCACAGCGAUGCACGAAUACCAUAGUGACUUCCAAUAUUAUACCAAAAUAAAUCGU